AUGUUUUCCAAAAUCUGCAUUCUUCUAUUGGCUUUUGUCAGUGCCAUAGCUGCUCAAAGUUAUUACCAACCACUAGCUUAUCAACAUGCAGAGGAGAAACAUGCCCCUAUAAGCUAUGAGUUUCACUACGAUAUCCAUGAUGACCAUACCGGUGAUGUGCAUGGCCGCAAGGAGGCUCGUAAGGAUGACCAUACCCAGGGAGAGUACUACCUGAUUGAUGCUGAUGGUUACAAACGAACGGUCACCUACCAGGUUGAUGGCAAGAGCGGAUUCAUCGCUCUGGUGCAUCGAGAACCAAUCAAGGGACACCAGCCAGCCCCGAAACCAGUUCAUAAGGUGUUAGCUGUUCCGGUAUUGCACGCUUACCAUCAUUAA
Messenger RNA from Wyeomyia smithii (pitcher-plant mosquito), 375 nucleotides. RefSeq names its product cuticle protein 8-like. The coding region runs from base 1 to 375 and encodes 124 amino acids. The transcript is spliced from 2 exons. The record is from RefSeq and is a predicted model, not a curated record. Gene Ontology annotation, cellular component: extracellular matrix. NCBI's taxonomy places the organism in Eukaryota, Metazoa, Arthropoda, Insecta, Diptera, Culicidae.